UCUGCCUCCGGCUCUGCGCUCACCUACUGCCCAAGCCUCCCGCUCCUGCCCCAGGACUCCAGGCGGGACCCCAGGCGGGACCCCAGCCCAUUCCAGACUCAGCCCCAGCCCAGACAGCGUGCAACGCCGCCAGGGGGCGCCGUGUGAGCACCCUAUCUUGGCUACCCGGCGCCCCCUCCCACGGCCCAGGCGGGACGGGACGGGGGCGCCGGGGGCCAUGCGGGGCCAGGGCCGCAAGGAGAGUUUGUCCGAUUCCCGAGACCUGGAUGGAUCCUAUGACCAGCUCACAGGCCACCCUCCAGGGCCCACUAAAAAAGCGCUGAAGCAGCGGUUCCUCAAGCUGCUGCCUUGCUGCGGGCCCCAAGCCCUGCCCUCAGUCAGUGAAACAUUAGCAGUCCCAGCCUCCCUCCGCCCCCACAGACCCCGCCCGCUGGACCCAGACAGCGUGGAGGAUGAGUUUGAACUGUCCACCGUGUGUCACCGGCCGGAGGGUCUGGAGCAGCUGCAGGAGCAAACCAAGUUCACACGCAAGGAGUUGCAGGUCCUGUACCGGGGCUUCAAGAAUGAAUGUCCCAGCGGAAUUGUCAAUGAGGAGAACUUCAAGCAGAUUUACUCUCAGUUCUUUCCUCAAGGAGACUCCAGCACAUAUGCCACUUUUCUCUUCAAUGCCUUUGACACCAACCAUGAUGGCUCUGUCAGUUUUGAGGAUUUCGUGGCUGGUCUGUCAGUGAUUCUUCGGGGAACCAUAGAUGACAGGCUAAACUGGGCCUUCAAUCUGUAUGACCUCAACAAAGAUGGCUGCAUCACCAAGGAGGAAAUGCUUGAUAUCAUGAAAUCUAUCUAUGACAUGAUGGGCAAGUAUACGUAUCCUGCACUCCGAGAGGAGGCCCCAAGGGAGCAUGUGGAGAGCUUCUUCCAGAAGAUGGACAGGAACAAGGAUGGCGUGGUGACCAUUGAGGAAUUCAUUGAGUCUUGCCAGAAGGUCUGUCCUCAUCCUAGCCCUGCCCUGGGGGCUAUAGGGAUCCAAGAGCCUGGGGAUUCAGUGUCCCGACUGCUGGAGCUAAAGGGGCCAGGGAGUGGGUGGAAUGUACCUAUGAGGUGUUCUCAACUCCCAACAGCUCCUGCCCCCUUCCUGGCUGACACUCAGUGCUGAGGGUACCCCUGUUAUAAGAAAUAAGUGGUUCUCCACCUUCCAUCCCUACUCUAGAAAUUACAACACUAGACAGAAUGUCUCCUGCUAUGGUGCUUCCCCUAUCCCUGAUCUCAUAUGCAUUUCCUCUAAGAUUUCCUUCUCAGAAAGGCUGCUCUGUCAAUGGCACUGACUAGCCUGUCAGACCAGGGCCUUUGAGAACCUUUUGGAGGGAGACAAGAAUGUAGGGGGAGAAAUCUUAGGCCUGAGCUGGGCGGUUAGGUCAUAGGUGGCUGGGAUAGAGUACAGAAGGGCCUGGAGAUGGUCGGUAACACCUCAGGCAUGCCAGACUGUAGGUCUAAGCUCCAGAGGUCUGCCACCCCAGGAUAUCAAAAUAUGAGUUUCCAGCCUCUUCAGAAGACUCUGUCUCCUUGGGAAUGCCCCAGAAAUGUCCAUACUCUCCUCAGUAUCCCAGGAGAGCUUGGGAUCCUGAUAUCUGGCUCAUCCCUGGAAUUCCUUUCUCUCCUUCCUUCCUGUUUGUAGGGGUGGUGGCAGCAGCAGGGGAAUAUGGGUGGGAGAUGUCCCAGCUGAUUCCUGACAGAGUUUCAGCCUACCCUCUGAUGGCUGCCACUUAAGUUUUCAUUUGCCAUUUAUUCUAGACUUGGAGGCAUGGAGUGAGUCAGGGACCAUCCAGUGGAUGCCUUAGAAGAAAGGGGAAGGAGGGAGGCCGGUAUACCAUCUGAAACCAGUGUGGGGCAUUCACUAGAAUCUUGGCUCUACCUAGGCUCUAUUCUAACCCCCCAUGCAACCUCCUCAGUUCCUACUUGGGGUCUCCUCUUGCUCUAUUCAGUCUACCCAGAGAUGCCCCCUGAACACACUUAGAAGGCAGGGACAACUCUUGCCAUGCUGCCACCCUUUAAUAUACUUGCUCGUUCCAUUUAGCUCACCCUCCCAGUCAGUCAGGAUCUGAGGGUAAGGGCCCUAAGGGAGGUCCCUUUCCCAUCAGAACAUUGUUGACUGCUUUGCAUUUUUGGCUCCUCUGUAUAUUUUGUAAAAUAAAAACUAUACCAGAUCCAAUAAAACACAAUGGCUAUGCACAG
Messenger RNA from Hyaena hyaena (striped hyena), 2229 nucleotides. RefSeq names its product potassium voltage-gated channel interacting protein 2 (gene KCNIP2). Gene Ontology annotation, cellular component: voltage-gated potassium channel complex. Lineage: Eukaryota; Metazoa; Chordata; Mammalia; Carnivora; Hyaenidae. Gene Ontology annotation, molecular function: calcium ion binding; potassium channel regulator activity. The transcript has 10 exons. The record is from RefSeq and is a predicted model, not a curated record. Gene Ontology annotation, biological process: regulation of potassium ion transmembrane transport. Bases 218 to 1153 code for a protein of 311 amino acids.